Neolamprologus brichardi is the source of this 2570-nucleotide messenger RNA. RefSeq names its product mid1-interacting protein 1-B-like. The record is from RefSeq and is a predicted model, not a curated record. Lineage: Eukaryota; Metazoa; Chordata; Actinopteri; Cichliformes; Cichlidae. Gene Ontology annotation, biological process: regulation of lipid biosynthetic process. Gene Ontology annotation, cellular component: cytosol.
UCUGUGAUUGGCUGUGAUCGUGAUCCCAUGUUUUGCUCCGCCCCGACUCUCCUGCCUCCCUAACAACCACAACCGGCCCGACCGUCUACAAGAUCCCUUUUCCGGACAGCUUUAACGGGCAGAAUCAGCGACUUGGUACCCAGGAACCACAGCCGACACACGGUUUACGCCUCUGGAGUCAGCUGGAGUCCUGCAGCAGAAACACGGGGCCCUCAGCUCAGGAGUUGGCCCAUUUUGGAGCAGUGAGUGCCUCCACAGUCUCUCAGUAAUCCUUUAAGGAGCAUUAGCGGGCUAAGUUUGGCGCUGCGACCGCUGGCCAACACGGGCCCUCACCAGCCGCCGUCAUGCAGAUACCUGACUCCUACAACCAGAAGAACUCACUCUUCAACGCCAUGAACCGCUUCAUUGGCGCCGUCAACAACAUGGACCAGACAGUGAUGUUGCCCAGCCUGCUGCGGGACGUCCCGCUGGAUGACAGGGAUGACCUGAAGCCGACAGAGAACGGGGAUGGUGGGGAUGACGGUGGUGGCACAGGUAGCACCGACAGCGCCUACUUCCAGCCUGAUGCUGACAUGUACAGCUCAUACAUCCUGCUUAAAUCCAUCCGCAAUGACAUCGAGUGGGGCGUCGUGCAAGGCGAGGAGUUGCGAAAGGAGAAGGCGGGUGUGGCCAGCGUGGUGGUGGCAGAGGAGGAUGACCUGGAGAAGCAGUUUCACUUCCACCUGAAUGGACUCCACGUGGUUCUGUCGAAACUGACGCAUAAAGCUAACACACUGACGAAUCGCUACAAGGAGGAGAUCGGCUGCGGGAACUGAGCGCUGAAUGUUCUGACGGUUGGCGCUCUAUGGGUUUUAGCUCAGUAACUACAAGCGAAGGAAGGAGCAUGUGCAGACGCCAGAAUUCACUUAAAAGCUUUUUCACAGCCUACAGUGGUGGAUAUCAUUGUGUUAAAUUAACUAGCCAGUCCCAAAAACGGUGAAUAAAAAUAUCUGCAGAUUGAUUGUGAUUGUGUGACUGGAACAAUUUGGGAAUUUUUUUGUCAAAUACUGAGAACUACAAUUUUAAUAACAGUUAUUCAGUCAACUGAGUCCUUGUGAGGGUCGUUAAAUCAUCUUAAAUGCCAUUUUUUUGUAUUCACUGGCAGCUUUUUGGAUCUCAUUUUGGCACACGCACUUUAAAAUUCUGAAUUAAGUCUGGAUCUGUGCUACUAAACAGUAAGUCAGUACGGUAAUGAAUUUGUAGAGUUUUUGCUUGAAACCCUCCAAAAUAAACCAAUAGUAAAACAUUUUAAUUCAUCAGCUGCUCGCUGGUGGUGAAUGCUGGAGUUCAAUCACAUGGAAUGUGAUUACAGAAAGUAGCUUUAGUAGUAAAUUCAGCUUUAAAUAUUGUAAACUUAAGACCUUAAGACUUAAGUUUGAUUAUCAACUCUUAAAUAUAUCAAAUUAAUAAGUUUAAGAGAUAGAUGAUGGGUAUGCAGGAGAAGGACAAAGAAUCUAAAAUUGAUUAAUUUUGAAUAUUUGGUUGGUUGACCUUUCAUCAGGAGAAAUCUGUUACACUUCUAAACUACUGUAAACAAACAUAACCUUAAAAAACCCCUAAUCUAAACAAUUUUAAAUGAAAUAGGAUCCUGGUAUAAUCCCUGUGGAAUACCAUUGAGCCAAAAAUCUGUCUCUGAUUCCAAUAACUCUUUCUUUGGCAUACUUUAAACACCUGAAUCCACUGUUUGUCUUCUGGAUAUGACAUCUUGUUAAGAUUCGGCAGAUUAGAGUGUCUCUGCUCUGAGCUCCCUACAGCAGUUUGUAGUUAAAGAGCUAAAACAUAUUCUUCAUGGACUUCCCUUUUUUUUUUCCUUGAAGACUUCGUCUAGGUGGUGGGCUGCUUGCAUUCUAUUUUCAGGGUUGACGUCUGUCCGUUUAAAACAAAAAAAAACCAAACAAACAAAAAAUCUCCUGACAUCCUUCAUUUCAUGCUGCAAAUUCCAAACUAUGCAAACACACGAGAGCACAAAAGAAGCUGGCUUGACAUUUCUGUACAGCUUUAGACGCACAAAAAGGAGAAAAUAUGAAUCCUUAAAUUUCCCAAUAGUAAUAAUAACCCAGUUCUCAUGGUGCAUGAUCGUUCAUAACCUGUUAACAUCUCCUGACAAUCGAUUGUAACCAGACCACAAAUUCCCAGUUCUUUGGUUUAACUUAAAUGUGGAAGUUCUGAUAUUUUAAAGAUGCCACAGUUUGUCCAUUUAUUAAAGGACUAAAGCACCUUAUUUUUAAAAUUUUAAGGAGUUUGGCAGAAACCCAUAGUUUUUGUCUGGUUUCAGCUGAAUAAAAGAGAAGGUGUAAUGAAUGGUUAUUGGCUGAUUUUUGAACUGAACUUAAAGAAGUGAAUGUUUUGUUCGUUGUCUCAAAGCUUUAUGUUAAUGAAUUGAACACUGUGCUUGAUGGUCGAUGACACGUGAAGGCGUUCUGGAAUCUGUGUGUGUAUGUGUGUGUGAAGAAUGCUGGGUGUACAUAUACUGAUGUUUAUUGGUUUUUCUAUUUCUGUCCAGUUUGACCAUUAAAAGAUUUUGGUGUGUA